GACCCAAACACACCUUCAUCCCUUUAAUUGCAUUCCACAAAUUGAUUUUAACUUUCAAAUUAAAAUUUGACUCUAAAAUGCUUGACUUUUUGGAAUUAAGGUUCAAACACAAAUUCCCGAUGUGAAGGUCAGAGCUAGCUGACAAUAUGAUUCUAAUACAGGCUAAGUGUCUAUAUAUCAAUAGAAAACAAUUAACUUGGGGAUCAGCUGAUCUGUGUGUAUUCUUCCAUGCAUACUCGAUCAAACUGCAUUAAAUUAUACGGAGUAUUUAGGAUCAGGAGGAAGCGAGAACAGCCUCAAAGAAGGGGGAGCUGUCCUGGGCAAUGGAGACGGUGGAGUACAGCCCCAUCCCGAAGCUGCUCUCCGACGCCGACUUCGAACCUAUCCUCUUCUUUAUCUCGUCCCACGCCGAAUCCACAAACUUCCCCGCCUCCCCGAUCUCCGUGUACACCCGGUUGCUCGACCCCGGGGCCCACGAGUCGUCCCAGGCCACCACCACGUCCGCCCCGCCGGCGGCGUUGGGCUUCGCCCGGUACACGACGGCGGCUUCCGACCCGGAGGCCACCACGGGGCUCUUGACGUGCAGGAAGCCGCCCCACUGCCCGUUCUGGAUGAUCUUGGGGUACGACGACCCGCCGUCGGUGUAGAGCUUGCCGUACCAGUCCUUGGA
Molecule: messenger RNA, 670 nt
Organism: Cuscuta campestris
Lineage: Eukaryota; Viridiplantae; Streptophyta; Magnoliopsida; Solanales; Convolvulaceae
Source: the annotation of a GenBank genome assembly